AAAUUCAUACGUUUUUUAUAACCCAACAUUUCUCGAAUCGUAUCCCGAGCUGCGAAAUAAUGCACUUCAGUAAAAUAACAGAUUUCAGCUUGGGCUUUUCUCCCAAUGUCCAUGGGAUAUACAGUGCUGGCGAACAUGUGUCGGGGCAAGUUGUACUGGAGCUGUGUAAAGAAAUGAAGGUUACAGCCCUAGAGGUCUGUGCCAGGGGACUGGCAACGGUGCAUUGGUUGGAGAGCCGGAGUGUUGGCAUGAAUACGGUGUACAGCGACUUUACUGCCUAUGAGCCUUAUCUGAGAAAGAAACACCACCUCAUUAGAGAAGCUAAGAUGAUUUUUGACAAAGUGAAGAAGUUCGUUGUUGUCUUUGAUUCUCCCGAUCUGGAUACACCUCCGGUGUUCAGCAGUGGAGACACUGUCACUGGGAAGGUGCUUUUGGAGUUGGUUACCGAUAUUAAAGUGGAUUCCGUGAAGCUGCAUGCAGGGGGUUAUGCUAAGGUGUAUUGGACUGAAUCUCGUAGUGCUGGAUCCAGCACAGCUUACACCCAGAACUAUAGUGAUGAAGUGGAGUACAUCAAUCGCAAAGAGACCCUACUACAGACAGAUAACGGCACUCCUACAGUGUUACCAGCAGGAAGGCACGAGUUUCCUUUUACCUUUCAACUGCCCGAGACCCUAGUGACCUCUUUUGAAGGAAAACAUGGGAAUGUCCGUUAUUGGGUCAAAGCCAAGUUACACCGUCCAUGGUCUACUGUCAAGAAAACCAAAAAGGAAUUCACCGUGCUUGAACCUAUAGACAUUAAUACACCAGACUUACUGUCCCCUCAGGCUGGUUCCAAAGAAAAGAUUGCUCAUGCAUGGUAUUGCAAUCUGGGUCAAGUGUCCGUUACUGCCAAGAUCGACCGGAAGGGCUACACUCCAGGUGAAGUAAUCCCCAUUUUUGCGGAGAUUGACAACUGUACCACUCGCACUGUAGUGCCCAAAGCAGCCAUAAUUCAGUCUCAGACCUUUAUUGCACGCGGCACUAUGAAGCAGAAGAAGUGUGUGGUUGCUACGCUGGCUGGAGACUCUGUCGCUGCAGGAAAGAGGGAGUCUUGGCAUGGUCGGGCACUGAAAAUACCUCCUCUGGGACCCUCAAUUCAGUGUCGAAUUAUUCGUGUCGAAUAUUCCCUGAAGGUUUGUGUGGAAAUACCUGGCUCUUCAAAGCUACUCCUUGAGUUGCCUUUGGUUAUUGGUACCAUACCACUUCAUCCAUUUGGUAGCAGAACCUCCAGUGUUGGCAGUCAGUACAGCGUUAAUCUGGAAUGGCUACGAAUGACCGUUCCAGAACAACCAGAACCGCCUCCUGAGUACUCCUCUGUGGUGUCGGACGAGGAGGCAGAUCACUGUCUGGCUCCCCCACGUCAUGCUAGUAUGGGUUGUAUCCUAGAAGGACCUUUUUAUGCCUACAUCCAGGAGUUCAGAAACAGACCACCUCCUCUCUACUCAGAGGUUGAUCCUAACCCACCAGCUGCAGAAAUCCGACCUCGUUGCAUGACUUGCUGAAGGAGAAUUUUUCAAGAACAUGAAAUCUGUCUACUUUUUUUUUUCACCAAAAGCUGUUGGCACCUGAAUAGACUGAAAAAUUCCUUUAAUAUACAAGGAAUAGGGCACGUGUGUCAGAGCCCAGAGGUGAAUGGGGAUUGGAGUCUGAGGAAGAUCAUUCCCCAUGAAACUAAACCAAGUCUCUUCCAGCUGAUGCAAAGCGAUGAACCAAUGUGGUCAAUGCAUUCUUUGACUAUAGG
This is a messenger RNA of Spea bombifrons (plains spadefoot toad), 1780 nucleotides long. It is a transcript of the gene ARRDC2, whose product is annotated as arrestin domain containing 2. The transcript is spliced from 9 exons. Gene Ontology annotation, cellular component: cytoplasm; plasma membrane. The record is from RefSeq and is a predicted model, not a curated record. The coding region runs from base 60 to 1541 and encodes 493 amino acids. Lineage: Eukaryota; Metazoa; Chordata; Amphibia; Anura; Pelobatidae. Gene Ontology annotation, biological process: protein transport.